Molecule: messenger RNA, 5806 nt
Organism: Rubroshorea leprosula
Lineage: Eukaryota; Viridiplantae; Streptophyta; Magnoliopsida; Malvales; Dipterocarpaceae
Source: the annotation of a GenBank genome assembly
CAUCGGCGUCUGGUCCAGGAAAUCCACGGAGAAAACAGAUGACAACCAUUUAAUUAGCUAGCUGUUUAGAGUUAUGCUUGGCCACCCAAUUAAGACCAAGUGGUGUGGAGAAUGCAAGCUAGGAGACAACAAAUAGGUGAGAUAGAGAGUGAGAGCAGGUUCCAUGGAGUGGACGACGUUGCAUCACCUGGAUCUGCGAUAUGUCGCUCGAGGCAUCACCAAGCCCUUGCAGCCUCACGCCGCCACCUUUCACCCUACUCAGGCUCUCGUCGCAGUUGCAAUUGGAAGCUACAUCAUCGAAUUUGAUGCGUUAACCGGAAGCAAGUUGUCUACCAUCAAUAUUGGCUGCCCGGUGGUUCGAAUGUCUUACAGUCCAACGGGCGGCCAUGCUGUGAUCGCCAUCCUUGAGGAUUGUACGGUACGAUCUUGUGAUUUUGAUGCUGAACAAACAUGUGUCUUACAUUCACCUGAAACAAAUAUGGAGCGAAUUACUUCUGAUGCUGAAGUCCAUUUUGCGUUGACACCUCUUCAGCCAGUUGUAUUUUUUGGUUUUCAGAAAAGAAUGAGUGUAACAGUUGUUGGGACGGUUGAAGGUGGGAAGGCACCGACAAAGAUAAAGACAGACUUGAAAAAACCAAUUAUGAAUCUUGCUUGUCAUCCUCGGCAUCCUGUUCUGUAUGUAGCAUAUGCAGAAGGCGUGAUACGAGCUUACAACAUUCAUACGUAUGCUGUUAGUUACACGCUACAACUUGAUAAUACCAUUAGGCUUGUUGGUGCUGGUGCUUUUUCAUUUCACCCAAUGCUGGAAUGGAUUUUUAUUGGUGAUAGACGUGGUACACUUCUCGCGUGGGAUGUAUCAACUGAGAGACCUAUCAUGAUUGGAAUUACGCAGGUGGGUUCUCAACCAAUCUCAUCAAUUGCUUGGCUCUCAACGCUACGUUUACUUGUCACACUCUCCAGGGAUGGUAUUCUACAUGUGUGGAAAACACGGUCGACAGUUAAUCCUAAUAGACCUCCAAUGCAAGCAAACUUCUUUGAAUCUGCUUCAAUUGAAUCCCUGGACAUUCCUCAAAUUCUCUCUCAGCAGGGUGGUGAAGCAGUUUAUCCCUUGCCACAAAUUAGAGUUUUAGAAGUUCAUCCAAAAUUAAAUUUAGCAGCUCUGCUGUUUGCAAAUGUGGCAGGGAGUGAUAAUUGGAAAAAUAGAGCAGCAUACACCAGGGAAGGAAGGAAACAGCUCUUCGCAGUUCUGCAAAGUGCCAGAGGGUCUUCAGCCUCUGUUUUAAAGGAGAAGCUUUCAUCCAUGGGUUCUUCUGGAAUUUUGGCUGAUCAUCAGCUUCAAGCACUACUGCAAGAGCACCACCUCAAAGGCCAAAGUCAGCUAACAAUUUCAGAUAUUGCCCGGAAGGCAUUCCUUUAUAGUCAUUUUAUGGAAGGCCAUUCCAAGAGUGCUCCAAUAUCAAGAUUGCCUCUCAUCACUAUUAUAGAUGCUAAAGAUCAUCUAAAGGAUAUUCCCAUUUGCCAGCCAUUUCACCUGGAGCUCAAUUUCUUCAAUAAGGAGAACCGAGUUCUUCAUUAUCCUGCGAGAGUCUUUUAUGUUGAUGGCUUGAACCUCAUGACCCAUAGUCUCUCUUCUGGAGCAGAUAGCAUUCACAAGAAACUUUACACAUCAAUUCCUGGGAAUGUGGACUAUCAUCCUAAGCAUAUAGUUUAUAGUAAAAGGCAUCAUCUGUUUCUAGUUGUUUAUGAAUUCAGCGGCACAACAAAUGAAGUGGUUCUUCAUAAGGAAAAUACUGAUUUACAGUUGCCUAAUAGUAAAUCCAGCACUAUUAAAGGUUGUGAUGCAGCAUUCAUUGGCCCCAGUGAAAAUCAGUUUGCUAUUCUUGAUGAUGACAAGACUGGGCUGGCUCUGUAUAUUCUUCCAGGGGUGGCUUCACAAGAGGCUGAAGUGAAAAAGGGAGCAGCUGAACCAAAUCCGUUAUCUGAUCAAUCUAGUGACACCAAUGUUGGUUCAGUUCGAGGUCCUCUGCCAUUUAUGUUUGACACAGAAGUCGAUCGCAUCUUUUCCACUCCCAUAGAGUCCACUUUGAUGUUUGCUUCUAAUGGAAGCCAGAUUAGCUUGGCAAAGUUGGUUAAAGGAUAUCACCUUUCACGUUCAGAUGGGCAUUAUAUAUCAACUAAAGCUGAAGGGAGAAAGUCAAUCAAGUUAAAAACAAAUGAAAUUGUGCUGCAGGUGCACUGGCAAGAAACUCAGAGAGGCUAUGUUGCAGGAGUAUUAACUACUCAGAGGGUACUUAUAGUUUCAGCAGAUCUUGACAUACUAGCAAGCAGUUACACAAAGUUUGAUAAAGGACAUCCUUCAAUAUCCUUACACAGCAAUAUUAGCAUUAAUAAUUCCAGUGCCCAGGACUUUGGGCAGAGAACCAUUCUUUUUCCUCAUAUUAAGGUGUUCAUGAAAAAUGGCAGCAUCAUUUGGGUGCAUACCUUGAUGUACGUUUAUCUGUAUGUAUGGUUGAGAAUAAUAAAUUUGUGUGAAUGCUUAACUCAUUUGCACUUUAGAUCCCUUUUGUGGGUUGGGCCAGCACUUCUCUUUUCUACUGCCACAGCAAUUAGUGUGCUAGGAUGGGAUGGAAAAGCUAGAACCAUACUAUCCAUUAGUAUGCCAUACGCAGCUCUGGUUGGUGCCUUGAAUGAUAGAUUAUUGCUCGCCAAUCCUACAGAUAUAAGUCCCAGACAAAAGAAGGGGGUUAAGAUUAAGAGCUGUCUGGUUGGGCUUCUUGAACCUCUUCUUAUUGGAUUUGCCACAAUGCAACAACAUUUUGAGCAGAAGCUUGAUCUGUCUGAAAUAUUGUACCAAAUAACGUCAAGGUUUGAUAGCUUGCGUAUCACUCCAAGAUCUCUUGAUAUUCUGGCUAGAGGUCCUCCUGUCUGUGGAGAUCUUGCUGUAUCAUUGUCCCAAGCAGGCCCGCAGUUCACUCAGGUGCUGCGUGGAGUCUAUGCAAUCAAAGCACUUCGAUUUUCUACUGCUUUAUCAGUUUUGAAGGAUGAAUUCUUGCGUUCCAGAGAUUAUCCAAAGUGUCCUCCAACAUCUCAUUUGUUCCACCGGUUCCGGCAACUUGGAUAUGCCUGUAUCAAGUAUGGCCAGUUUGACAAUGCGAAAGAAACUUUCGAAGUUAUUUUGGACUAUGAAAGCAUGCUUGAUCUGUUUAUAUGCCACCUCAACCCCAGUGCAAUGCGUCGUCUUGCUCAGAGGUUGGAAGAAGAAGGUGGUGAUUCAGAACUGAGGCGAUAUUGUGAAAGGAUUUUAAGAGUUCGUUCCAGUGGAUGGACACAAGGCAUCUUUGCAAACUUUGCAGCUGAAAGUAUGGUUCCUAAAGGUACUGAAUGGGGUGGUGGGAACUGGGAGAUUAAGACGCCUACAAACUUAAAGAGCAUACCUCAAUGGGCACUUGCUGCAGAAGUGGUGCCAUAUAUGAAGACUGAUGAUGGUGCUAUUCCAUCUAUUAUUAUGGAUCAUAUUGGCGUUUACCUUGGCUCAAUUAAAGGAAGAGGUAAUAUUGUUGAAGUAAGGGAAGAUAGCUUGGUCAAACCCUUUAUAUCUGCCAGUGGUGACAAUAAGCCAAAUGGAAUGCCUCCUUCUCUGAUCAAAUCUGUGGACAAGUCCCAGGGUGUAACAAAAAAUGGUGUUUCCAAGAGUGUUCCCUUGACGGGUCUGGAAACUCCAACUAAAACUGCUGCAGAUGAACAGGCAAAAGCUGCAGAAGAGUUUAAGAAAACUAUGUAUGGCCCUGCUGAUGAUGGUAGCAGCAGUGAUGAGGAGGGAGUUCCAAAGACUAAAAAGUUACAGAUUAGAAUACGAGACAAGCCAAUUACUUCACGUAUGGUGGACGUCAAUAAGAUUAAAGAAGCAACAAAACAGUUGAAACUUGAUGGAUUGGCCCCACCCAUGAGGACUAGGUCAUUGGCUGAUUCUCAGGACCUUGGUCAGAUUCUACAACAACCUUCUGCAACUACUGCUGAUACUAUGACUACUACUGUUUCUGCCUCUGCUGAUCCAUUUGGUACUGACUCGUGGGCACAACCUGCAUUAGCAUCACAUCCAGCUCCAGUGGUUCAAGGUGGGGGAGUUGCUGCUGGACCUAUCCCAGAGGACUUCUUUGAGAAUACAAUACCAUCCCUCCAGGUUGCAGCCUCAUCACUUCCUGCUGGGACAUACCUUGCGAAGUUGGAUCAAACCUCUCAAGGCAUUGAAGGCAGUGAAAAGGUUAUGUCUAACCAAGUAAAUGCACCCACGGCUGUUGUUGGCCUUCCUGAUGAUGGUGGGGUUCAGCCUCUAGCCAGUGGACAGCAAAUUCCUUUUGAUUCUAUUGGGCUGCCAGAUGGUGGUGUUCCACCACAACCCUCUGGUCAGGCUGCUGUGAUGCCCCAGCCUCAUGUUCAACCUACUCAGAUGUUCCAGCCUCAGGUUCAACCUGCUCAAAUGCCUCUAUCAACACAGCCUCUUGAUCUUAGUGCACUGGGAGUUCCGAUUCCUUCAGAUUCAGGAAAACCUAUUCCUAAUCCUGCUUCUCCACCGGUCGCUGUGCGCCCAGGACAGGUUCCACGUGGGGCCCCUGCUUCUGUAUGUUUCAAGACUGGACUUGCUCACCUUGAGCAGAAUCAACUUCCAGAUGCGUUAUCCUGUUUUGAUGAAGCUUUUCUUGCACUAGCUAAGGAUCAAUCUCGAGGAGCUGAUAUUAAAGCUCAAGCAACUAUUUGUGCCCAGUACAAGAUAGCAGUGACUCUUCUUCAGGAAAUUGCACGGCUGCAGAAAGUCCACGGUUCAAGUGCAAUCAGUGCAAAAGACGAGAUGGCAAGACUAUCAAGACAUCUGGGUUCUUUGCCUCUUCAGACAAAGCACCGAAUAAAUUGCAUUCGCAGUGCCAUAAAAAGAAACAUGGAGGUUCAAAAUUAUGGUUAUACCAAACAGAUGCUUGAACUCCUCUUGUCCAAGGCACCUCCAAGUAAGCAAGAAGAGCUGAGGAGCCUGAUUGACAUUUGUGUUCAAAGGGGUUUAACCAAUAAAUCUAUUGAUCCUCAAGAAGACCCCUCACAGUUCUGUGCUGCUACACUAAGUCGUCUGUCAACUAUUGGAUAUGACGUCUGUGAUCUCUGUGGGUCCAAAUUUUCAGCUCUCUCGGCACCCGGAUGUAUUAUCUGUGGUAUGGGAAGCAUUAAAAGAUCAGAUGCUCUUGCUGGACCUGUUCCUUCCCCAUUUGGCUGAUAAUUUUCUAGGUUAUCAAUUUCUCUAGAAAGUCGUCCCUAAUCGUUUUAGUACCUCCCCAAACCCAACAAGAUGACUUCUCACUACCUCCAUAGGAAAGGGGAAUGCUGAUUUUUCUUGUUCCAGCCCCAUCCAAGCGUCAUCUGACCACUCAUUAUAGAGACGAAACUAGCAGCAACCAGCAACUCCAUUAGGGUUGAGUAUUGUACUCAGUUCUUGACGGCGGCGCAAUUUCCUCGCUUUACCUUCAUCUUGCACACCGUAACGAAUGGUUCGAGACUGUUGAUCAAAAAACAAAUAGUUAGAGACAACCCUGCAUGUACAGACCCUGACAUUAACAGCUAACGGAUGGCAUUCUGAAAAGUCAGGUGAUAAUUGAAUUAUCACGGUCAAAAGCGGUCAAAAGGCAGUCUGUAAUAUGUUCUGCUAAACCUCUGACUCGCCUUUUAUCAGGCUUGCUUCGUCAUCUGUCAGGGAAUGGGUUAUGAAGUUUGAAUGUUCCAAGAUUUUUCUCCUUGGGCUAGUGGCUUCCUGUCCUUUACUUCU